GAUCCACUCACUGCAAAUCAAAAUGGCAUCAAUCAUUGUUAAGCUUUUCUUUUCUCUCACUUUAUGUUCUUCAAUUUUCUCAAUAUCGUCGUCGUCGUCGUCAUCUUCUUCUUCAUCUAUAGACUUUUGGUGCAACCAAACUCCUCAUCCCGAGCCAUGCAAAUACCACAUGAGCCAAAGUCAUCACCACCAGUUCGAACCGCAACACCGGUCCGAGUUCACGAAAAUUCUGGUUCAAUUAGCACUGAACCAAGCCAAAGCCGUGCAUGAGAAAGCACAAGCACAUGGCCAAAAAUGUGCGACCGAGAUGCAGAAAUGUGCAUUCACUGAUUGUUUAAAGCUCUACGACAACACUAUCUUCCAUCUAAACCGAACCCUUCAUGGCCUACACACAGCUUCGUGCUCUCCAUCAGAUGCUCAAACAUGGCUCAGCACUGCCCUCACAAACACAGAAACCUGCUGGAGCGCCAUGUCGGCGGCGCAACUGGCAGAGUUCACAGCUCAAAAUAACGUGAGUGACAAUGUUAGGAAGAUGAUAAGCAAUGUGCUGGCUGUUAAUGGGAGAUUUCUGAAGCAAGAGAAUUAUACAGAAGAAGAGAUAAACGAUGCACAUGGUUUUCCGAGUUGGUUCUCGCGGCAUGACAGGAGGUUGUUGAGCUUGAAGCCAUCUUCGGUGAAGGCAAAUCUUGUGGUGGCUAAAGAUGGUUCGGGUCAUUUUAAGACGGUGCAAGCCGCCAUUGAUGCAGCGUCAAGAAGAAGGGUGAAGACGAAGUUUGUGAUACGAGUGAAGAGAGGGAUUUACGAAGAGAAUAUUGAAGUUGAUAAGGAUAAUGAAAAUCUCAUGAUUGUUGGAGAUGGAAUGAGAGCAACCAUUAUAACUGGUAGCAGAAGCGUUAAAGAUGGAAUUACCCCGGCUGCCUCGGCAACAGCAGGCAUAGAUGGAGCUCGCUUCAUUGCACGAGACGUCACUUUCAGAAACACAGCCGGUCCAGAAAACGGCCAAGCCGUGGCACUCCGAUCAGCCUCAGACCUCUCGGUCUUCUACCGGUGCUCCAUCGAAGGCUAUCAAGACACUCUAAUGGCUCAUGCACAACGUCAAUUCUACAGAGAUUGUCGAAUUUUCGGCACUGUGGAUUUCAUUUGGGGUAAUGCCGCAGUUGUUCUACAAAACUGCAGAAUUCUCGUAAGAAGGCCACUUCAAGGCCAAGCAAACAUGAUCACAGCUCAAGGACGAGGCGAUCCGUUUCAGAACACCGGAAUAUCGAUCAUCGGUUGUCAGAUUCGAGCCGCGCCGGAUCUCAGGCCGGUUGUGCGAUCAUUUCAAACCUAUUUGGGUAGGCCAUGGCAGCAAUAUGCUAGAGUGGUGGUGAUGAAGAGUUACAUUGAAGGAGUGGUGAAUCCAUUAGGUUGGUCUCCAUGGGGAGAUAAUGAUUUGGGUCAAGACACGUGUUAUUUUGGGGAAUAUAUGAAUUUUGGAGCUGGUUCAUCAACACAAAGUAGGGUUCAAUGGCCUGGGUUUCAUGUUAUAAGUAAUCCAAAUGAGGCAAACCAGUUCAGUGUUGCUAGUUUUCUUGCUGGGCGGACAUGGCUGCCUGUCACUGGGGUGCCUUUUUCUAUUGGUGUUUAAUUUAGUAAUGCAUGUGAUUGAUUUUACAGGGAUAUACAUGUACAGUUCAUUAUUUAUUUAUUUUUAAUAAUUUUUCCGGGGAUUCA
This is a messenger RNA of Prosopis cineraria, 1713 nucleotides long. Its product is annotated as pectinesterase-like. The record is from RefSeq and is a predicted model, not a curated record. Gene Ontology annotation, biological process: cell wall modification. The transcript is spliced from 2 exons. Bases 23 to 1627 code for a protein of 534 amino acids. Lineage: Eukaryota; Viridiplantae; Streptophyta; Magnoliopsida; Fabales; Fabaceae. Gene Ontology annotation, molecular function: pectinesterase activity; pectinesterase inhibitor activity.